AAGGAUAUAUAUAUAUACACACACACGUUCACACAGACUUAUUCACCCAACAGCAGCUCUCUCUAAAACAUUUCCCUUCACUGAGAGAGUUGUGAAAGGUCACAGAGGUAAGCCAACUAACCUUUUGACCUCGUGGUGUGCAUGGGCUCCAUCUCCAUGGCGAUGGUCUUCUCGGUAGAACAGGUGGCGUGUAUGUGCGAGGUCCUUCUGCAGAGCGGACGCAUGGAGCGCUUGACUGACUUCCUCCACACUCUUCCCCCCUCUACCUCCUCUUGCCCGGGGGGUCUGGAGAGCAUCCUGAAGGCGCGGGCUGCCGUGGCAUUCCAUCUGGGGCGCUUCUCGGACCUCUACGCCCUCCUGGAGAGCUUCCAUUUCUCCAAUCGCAGCCACCCCCUGCUGCAGCAGCUCUGGCUGAGGGCACACUACCUGGAAGCCGAGUACCAGAGAGGGCGACCCCUUGGGGCUGUGGGGAAGUACCGCAUACGCCGUAAGUUUCCCCUGCCAAGAACCAUCUGGGAUGGAGAGGAGACCAGCUACUGCUUCAAGGAGAAAUCCCGGAGUGUGCUGUGGGAGUGGUAUUACUGUAAACCCUACCCUUCACCACGUGAGAAACGAGCGCUUGCGGCCGCCACCGGUCUCACCGCCACCCAGGUGAGCAACUGGUUCAAGAACAGACGGCAACGAGACCGAGCAGCUCACGGUACUACCGGGGAACAGAAAGGUUGUGGACUACCUCUUGGCUCCAACAGAACCCCAGGAGCAGCAUACCCAAAGGCCUACCCCUUCUCUGACAAUGGACGUCCACCUCCAGGCAGCCUCAGUCCCCUCUUCUCCUGCUCACAGCCCCCACUUCUGAGCCAUAUGGGUGGGGGACAACUCUGAACCUCUUCACUACCUGAGCCAUCAUGUAUAGUAGGCUCACUUCAUAGGCACGAUUCACUUGUCCUGCCAGAAAUGUAUGUAAGACCAUUCAAUCUUUUGAGUAGCGUAGUUUCAUGAUACCCUGUACCGAAAACUGUAGGUUGUGUUAAAUCAAAGUCAAAAGCAGAAACAUUUUUUAAAUAGUUUAAUUGAAAACACAAAUGUGUCAUCAGACCUAAUCAUUGACAAGCACUUGAAGCAUUGGGAAUAAACAAUAUGGUUUAAAAAAAAAAAA
Molecule: messenger RNA, 1156 nt
Organism: Oncorhynchus kisutch (coho salmon)
Lineage: Eukaryota; Metazoa; Chordata; Actinopteri; Salmoniformes; Salmonidae
Product: homeobox protein six1a
Exons: 3
Coding region: 142-882 (246 amino acids)
Biological process (GO): skeletal muscle fiber development; regulation of transcription by RNA polymerase II; regulation of skeletal muscle cell proliferation
Cellular component (GO): transcription regulator complex; nucleus
Molecular function (GO): RNA polymerase II cis-regulatory region sequence-specific DNA binding; DNA-binding transcription factor activity, RNA polymerase II-specific
Source: RefSeq, a predicted model, not a curated record